GAAAGAGAGAGCUACUCCAUCGUAUCUUCUGCGUCAGUCAACUUAUUUCCAGGUGCGAGUCGGUUGGAUCCUGCUCUGGAGCAACGCUUGUACACCAACAGAAGCAGUAGAUUUUGCUACCAAAAACUUCGCGAAACUUCCCUGUUAGACAAAAAAUGGCCGCCCCUCUCACGGAGCGUGAGCAGAAGGUCUACCUCGCAAAGCUAUGUGAGCAGGCGGAAAGGUAUGCAGUGCGACGACAGCGCCCCCCUGCCCAUUUUUUCCGCGGUUUGUAUCCAUAACUGGGGAGAUGAGCAUGUAACGCUCUCAUCGCGAUCUUGAAGGGAUGAGCAAGUUCUCGGGAAAAUACUUUCAUGACAGGCACUUGUUAAAAUGUUUGGUAUUCGCUUAAUGUCCGCACGUAGUACGUCGGCACCUCUUUGCAGCUUUUGAUGACAAUAAACCACCGAAGUUGCUGCAUUGGGGGGGGCAUUGUUUCACUGAAUAGCACGUACGACGAGAUGAGCAAUUACAUGCGAGAGGUGGGAUAUGAGAGUGCGCAACCCUCCCUCUCCCUCAUUUGUAAUGCAAAAAUGCUAAAUCCUGUGUAAGCCUUUUGGCUGUGUUUGCAUGGCAAGUUCUGGAACCUCAAAGUGCACAGUGCUCCGUGUAUAGAUUUGUAAUGCAGAGACUGCAUUACCAUAUAGGCGGUUUCAGUUUCUGUUGCUAGAAAUGCACUACAAAUGAGGGGGAGGUGGAGUUGUGUACUGUCAUAUGGGAGAAAUGGAGGAGGAGCUCAACGCAGAGGAAAGGAAUUUGCUGUUUAUCAGAUAGAAAAAAAAUCUGGGCUGGUUCUUCUCAUGCACGAUACUUUUGUUUUUUGUUCACUGGGCAGCAUGGUGUGUUGUUCGCUUCAAACGAAAGAGGUCGCACUGGAACGAAAAAGAGUACUUAGUGCAGCGCAUGGCUACUAAAGCUGCGACGUGUCUGUAGUGACACUGUUCGAAUGAGUUUUCAGAAGCAAUAAAGAGACUGAGAAAGUAGAUUUUGUGCGGUCCACCGGAUUUCAAAUUUUCCCUCCAUACUCGCUGUCGCAUACAAGAAUUCCGUCGGUUACCGAAGAGCAGCUUGGAGAGUGGUAUUGAGAAUGAUUUCGUUUCGACGAAGAUCACAGUUCAUCAUCUUCCGGGUUGAUAAACCGAUUCUUCAUGUGCAUAACAGUUGUACGACCUUCAUGUGCAUGACAGUUGAUCUACCGGUUUCUGACAGAUACAAUGAACCGUUGCCGCUUUCUGCAUGAAAAGUGUUGUAAAAACGACCCAAUUAUCGCACUCCACCAGGUAAAUUCGCUGGAACAAAAAGAGCGCUCACGCGGAAACUUUGACAACGCAGCAGCAGCGUAGGAAAGGGCACAGCGUGGUCCCCUCGCCUGGUUAUUAGGAGGGGAUAAAGUACAGCAUGUGCAUGAGAGACGUCUCCAGGUCCAGACAUGACGGCCGUGCAUGGCAAGCUCCUGCCGUGACUGUAGACGACUGUUUGGACUUUCGGCUGAAUUUGUGAUGCAUCAGGAGGUGCCCAAAGGGAGUAUCUGAGUGGCACGUUGUGCAUGACAAACGAGGGAAUUACGUGGGUUGUGCACUUGCAUACCGCAGAGCAAUACAAAAAGAAGAUUGAGAACGAGCUCGCAAAGAUUUGCGACGAGAUUUUGAAGCUGAUCCGAAUGUCGCUGCUCGCAAAAUCAUCCACAGGGGAGGACAAGGUGAGGGCAUGAAAUUUGUCAUGCCUUUUUGUUUGUGAGGAGCAAACAAGACAAUUUCUCAUGCAAUUUCCGCAAAAAAAACUGAAACCACAGGUCUUCUACCUGAAGAUGAAGGGGGAUUACUACCGAUACAAGGCGGAAUUCGAGCCGAACGAGCAAAAUCUGAAGAACCAAGCGCAGGGCGCGUAUUGAACUUUUGGUUUUUGAGACAACUAGAACUACUACAACCUUGGGGAGUUUUUGUCAUGCGCAGUAGAACGAUUCAGUGGUGUGUUUUGUCAUGGAGAAACGGUGUCAAGGUCAACACGACAACACUGACUGACAACAGGUACGCGGAGGCAAUGUCGCUGGCACAAGCGGAGUUAGUGACAACAAGCCCGAUUCGAUUUAUCCAAGCAAAAUUCAUCUGCGUCGUUUUCGGUCGUGUUUACUGUGAUGGAGGGGAUCAGACCAGUUUAUUUUUUUGCAGAUCCGUGCCUUCCUAUUUGCUUCUGCUUGCAUGAUCCUAUGCAUGAAAACCGAUCACCUAAGUAGCAUGAAGAACAUGCGACAUUCCCGACCCGAGACGAGCAGCAGAAAAUUUUGCCCCGGAUAAGCCUAGGUCUGGCUUUGAACUUUUCCGUUUUCUACUACGAAGUGCUGAACCGGUCGGAUGAAGCGUGCAAGCUCGCGAGACAGGUAUUAAAGUACAUUUUUUCCCUUUCAUGUUUCUUUUCAUGCAUAGCCAGGCAUGAGAAAACGAGGUUGUCAUGCGCAAUCAGAACGAUAAUGAUAAGCAUGCAUUUGUUCAAGAUUCUUCAACACUGACAGGCCUUCGAGGAUGCCAUCGCGGAGUUAGAUUCCGUAGCAGAGGACGUCUACAAGGAUGCGACACUGAUCAUGCAGCUUUUGCGCGACAACCUGACCCUGUGGACGUCGGACGAACAGGGGGCUCUGUAAAGCUGAGGCGUAAAGAACUUGCAGUGUCUACGAAAGGAGCGCAAGUAUACAGACUUGGAAAAUGGAAUACCAAACCCGGGUUUUUUUCAGGAGUAGGAGCAGCGAAGAUUGCACAGACCGAGACAACAUCUUCAGGGUCUCACACUGUAGAAUAGCUUUAGGGUGAGAAGUAACAAGUAUGGUGAAAGGUACAGAAUGGAGCACAGGCACAGAGACGAAAUGCUGUGGAAAGCAAGGUUUACGCUGAUCACGACGGCCUUAUAGUGCUUGCUAAAGAAUAGCUGAGUUUUUUUCCAAAAGUGUUUUGGUUUCUCAAGAAUUCAGAUGAGCAUACUUAUCACGUACCAUAGUGAAAGAGCAGAUG
Molecule: messenger RNA, 3041 nt
Organism: Amoebophrya sp. A120
Lineage: Eukaryota; Dinophyceae; Syndiniales; Amoebophryaceae
Source: the annotation of a GenBank genome assembly